AUCGAGUGUGUAAAUUAGUUUUUUACGCCUCAUCCGAGGUGCAAACUUAUUUUUGGUUUCUUGUUGAUAUCUUCAAUUUCUUAAAAUAUGAAUCACCAUCUAUAUUUAGUUGCAUUCACAGUGAUCUUGCUGUAUUUAACGAGUUGUAGCACUGGCGUUGUGAUGAUGACUAACUAUCCUGUUUCAACUGCAGUCAUGGGCUCUGGAAUCAGUGAUACUACUGCUGGAAUGGUAGCAUCAAUUUCCAAUGAAGUUUAUGCUACCAAAUCAAACUCCAUUAAUAUUGAAGCUACUACCGCAUCAAGCACAAUCAGGUCCGCUAAAAAUGUCAUAGCAUCCAGUACAAUGAUGAAUCCACUUCCAUCUAUUUCUCCUACUUCAAAUAGUCGACCACCUUCAACAUGCUUUGAGCAAGUGGAUCACAUUUUGAUUGAACUAGGAGGACUCACAAACAAAACAGAUGAGGAAAUAUUGGAUGAUUUCUGUGACAUAACAAUUACAACAGCAAACUCCUAUUGCCGUCGAAAUUGGACAGCUAACUGUCAGCUUCCAUCUGGAUUCACUGGGGAGUAUAACCUCAAUAACUGUCAUGCAUGUUACAAAAAAUUGAGGGCAAAAGCAGCAGUGUCUUCAUCUUUGCGCUACUUUCUCACACAACCAAAUAAUGCCAACUCUGUAUUGAAUUUUAAUGCUAUGUUGACUAUAGCAAGGCAAGCUCUCCCAGCAUUUGAAGCUUCUACAGGUCUCACAACACUCUAUGUAUCAUCAUUCAAUGCAAACCCACCAACAAGACAAACUCCAAGUGAACAAGUUCGCAAUAGCUUGAAACUAUUUAUCGAACUUUGGGGAAUACUUGGAGGAUUGAUAUUGGCUUGUGCUAUUGUUUUGAUAAUUUUCAGCAUCAUAAUUGCAGUGGCAUGCUGCAUAAAGAUGAAGAUGAAAAAGAAGGAGAAUCGUGUUGAACCAAAUAAAAAUAAAAAAGCAAAGAAAGGUUCUAACUAAAAUAUAAAUAGCUAGUGAUGUAGUGAAAACUUGAGUGACAUUUUAGAUGAGCUAGAUUCUAUUUCUUUUUGACUAAAAUAUAAAUAGCUAGUGAUGUAGUGAAAACUUAGAUGAUUUCUUUCUUUUAAUGAUAAAUUUAGUGUUAAUAACCAA
Molecule: messenger RNA, 1155 nt
Organism: Amphimedon queenslandica
Lineage: Eukaryota; Metazoa; Porifera; Demospongiae; Haplosclerida; Niphatidae
Exons: 6
Coding region: 88-1002 (304 amino acids)
Source: RefSeq, a predicted model, not a curated record